This is a messenger RNA of Adelges cooleyi (spruce gall adelgid), 2590 nucleotides long. Its product is annotated as forkhead box protein N2-like. NCBI's taxonomy places the organism in Eukaryota, Metazoa, Arthropoda, Insecta, Hemiptera, Adelgidae. The coding region runs from base 457 to 1692 and encodes 411 amino acids. The record is from RefSeq and is a predicted model, not a curated record. Gene Ontology annotation, biological process: regulation of DNA-templated transcription. Gene Ontology annotation, cellular component: nucleus. Gene Ontology annotation, molecular function: DNA-binding transcription factor activity; cis-regulatory region sequence-specific DNA binding. The transcript has 9 exons.
AGUGCCACCGACGUUGUCGUCAAUCGUCAUUCCACGUUCGUCCUGUCCGCGUGCGUGUUGUCGGUGUCGCGCCGUCGACGCCUUCGAUGCCGUCGAAUUGACAAAAAACAAUUAAUAUAAUUUAUAUAUAUUUAUAUAUAAUAUUAUACAAAAAUAACAGAAAUUUGAAUAUUUUUAUUCAGUCCGUUGCUUAUCUACGGGACGCGGUUAAAAGUGCGUGGUCCGGUUGAAGUACAAAAUAGUACACAAACGUGAAAAUAAUUGUUUUGUUUAUUAUUUAUCUUUAAAAUAUUGUUAUUCGUAUAGUUUAUUAUUAUUAAGUAUUAUAGUUUUUUAAUGUAUGCAAUAUAAUAGAAUGAAAGCUCUUCGGAAUUUCAUUUUAUGACCACUAUGGAUGUAUAAAUAGCCGAUCUGAAUACACGCACUGCCUACUUAUUUCAAGCUGACUUGGAAAAUAUGGCACCGGAUCAAAUGGGACCGGACGAUGACGCGGGCGUGACCGCUUUGAGCAACUGUGGAGCUUCCGUGAACACCGUCUUCGUCACGGUACCUGCCAGUCCAUUUCCAACCCGGGAAGAACAACAGCUGUCUUCCGAAGACGUUUCCAUCGGCGACGGCGAGAAAGACAAAGGCAACUCGUCGACGGACGACAACGAGGACGAUGACCUUACGUCACUCAGUUGGCUGCAAAACAAGAAUCUCCUCAAAGGAGUUCACGAGCUUCCCAAAACUGAUUAUGCAGACGAAGCGUCCUCUGACUCGCGUUCGUCGAGCGGUCAGUCAAUAUCGCCUGUCCGCUGUUGGACCACCGUGUCCAGUUUACCCAAAGUGUCCGCACUGCGGUCGUCUAGCUACGAUCCAAAAGUGCAUACCGAGUCAAAACCGCCGUACUCGUUUUCCUGUCUUAUAUUCAUGGCAAUAGAAGAUUCGCCAAAAAAAGCCCUGCCUGUCAAAGACAUCUACGGCUGGAUCGUAGAUCAUUUCCCGUACUACAAGAACGCACCUACCGGCUGGAAAAACAGCGUCAGACACAACUUAUCGCUGAACAAGUGUUUCAGAAAAGUGGAAAAAGCGCCGAACUUGGGGAAGGGAUCCCUGUGGAUGGUGGAACCGUCUUACCGGCCGUGUCUGAUACAAGCCUUGCAGAAAACUCCAUACACCAAGGGCUACAGCAAAAAGACGGUGACGGCCAGUCCUAUCAGUCAAUCUUUGGAAAUCCAAGUGAAAGACGAACGAAGCGAGGACGAAAUGUCCACGGUCAGCGACGUGGACGCCGCAACGGCUAUGCUAGUGUUAAAACACGGGCCACACGUUCGCAUCGUCCAUGACAGAGAUUGGCAGCUGGCACAGACGAAACCUAACACUGAAUCAGAAUUAGCGGAAGUGAGAAAUCUUUAUCCCAUAGUUACAAUUUGUCCAAGUGAGGAUCAUACGUACGAUAAUUGCUUCAAAACUGACAGCUUGUGCAAGGAAGACGCUGAAGAGAGGCGAAGAAUAGUAGAAGGAGCCGAUGCCUUGUUAAAUCUGGCUGGUAUAGCUACGCGACGCUCGUUGAAACGUUCAUCAAGUUUCGAAUGCAUCGAUGCCAAAAGAGAAUGUACAGAUACUCUACGACAGAUAUACCUGAAGAAACAGACGGAUAAUAAUAAUGAACCGACAGCCAUAGAACACCAUAAGGACAAAUUUAGAUAAAACUUACUUUUUUUUUCCAUUAGCAUUUUGUUAACUAGUUCAUAUAAUAAUAUGACACAUUAAAUACAUAGUUUAUUCUUAAAUUUAUAGAAAAAAGAAUAAUUAUAUUGCUACUGAAUGAGCGGGUUAGUUAUAAUAUGUAUAACAGUGGUAUUGUUGAAAAGGUGAUAGUUUUUCUCUCGAUUACUAUAUGUCAUUUGUUACAUUGAACAUUAUUGUCUUCUCGCUCUUAGGAAGCACUGUGAUAGUAUUUUUAAAAAAAAAAAACAAACUUUAUUAUUCAUGGAAUGCGCGAUAUUAUUAGUUUCGACAAAUGCCUGACUGUACACCAAAUUUGUUAAUAACUUUUUUUUUUUUGUUAUGUUUAUUCAUAUAAUGGUUAAAUAUUAAAUAAUAUAUAAAACGUAUAUAUAUAUUUAUAAAUAUAUUUUUAGAAUUUUUUUUUUUGUUACACAUUUUGUUGUGAAAUUUAAAAAUCUAUACAAUUUUAUAUGCUUCCACGAAGUGCUCCCUGUUUGUGUUCAAAGACAAUCAGAAAUGUUUUUUUAACAUAUUAGAAAUUAAAAAAUAAAAUAGUUUAAAAAACAAAGUUGAUUAGAAGUAUUUAUUAUACAUUGAAAAUUUUUUGUUGAGUAAAAGAUGUUCUUUCAAUGUAUUAAAAUUACUUAACAUUUUUAUGUUUGAAUAAAAUUGAUAGUAUACUAGUAACAUAGUUAAAAAUAAAAUUUGUCAUUUAUUUUUAAUUUUUUUGAUUGAUGUUGAUGAACACACUAGUAGAGGAUACUCAAAAGAAGUAUUUUCUACGGAGUUAUAACCAUUAUAAAAAAUACAUCAUGUAGACGCAAUAUUUCAUAAAUUACAUUUGUUGGUUGACAAUUACAAGAGCAAUAAAAACAAU